AUGAAGCACCUAGGCAUGCAGAGUGCUUCUACAAACAUUUGUGAAAGAGUGAGUCUCUCUCAGGAGCUCAGUGAAUUCAAGCGUGGUACCGUGAUAGGUUACGUCCUGUGCAAUAAGUCCAUCCCUGAAAUUUCCUUGCUGCUACAUAUUCUACGGUCAACAGUUAGUAGUAUUAUAACAAAGUGGAAGCAACUGGGAAUAACAGCAACUCAGCCAUGAAGUGGUAGGCCACAUAAAAUGACAGAGCAGGGUCUGCGCAUUCUGAAGCUCACAAUGUGCAGAAAUCGCUAACUGUUUCAAUAACUAAAGACCUCCAAACUGCGUGUAGCCUUCACAUUAGAAUACUGCCAGGGAGGUUAAGAAGUGG
Messenger RNA from Staurois parvus, 367 nucleotides. NCBI's taxonomy places the organism in Eukaryota, Metazoa, Chordata, Amphibia, Anura, Ranidae. The record is from the annotation of a GenBank genome assembly.